AUGUUCCUUCUGGAGCUCAGUCACUUGUCAGCGCUGCUCACAGCGCUCAUGUCUGUGCUCUCCGCCCUGAUCUUGCUUGCCGUCUCCAGGCAACUGUGGACUUUCAGGUGGACCAUUAUGCGGGACAAGGAGUGCAAGUUCCCGCUACCCAAUGGAUCCAUGGGCUGGCCGCUGGUGGGAGAAACUUUCCACUGGCUGUUUCAGGGAUCCAACUUCCACAUCUCCAGGAGAGAGAAGCAUGGCAACGUUUUUAAAACUCACCUUUUAGGAAAGCCUGUUAUCCGGGUAACUGGUGCAGAAAACAUCCGUAAAAUCUUGCUUGGAGAACACAACUUGGUCUGUACGCAGUGGCCCCAGAGCACCCGGAUUAUCCUGGGACCAAACACCCUGGUCAACUCUAUCGGAGAGCUGCACAAGAAGAAGAGAAAAAUCUUAGCAAAAGUGUUUAGCCGCGGGGCCUUGGAGACUUACCUACCCCGCUUGCAAGAUAUUGUCAAGUCUGAAAUUGCAAAGUGGUGCUCGGAGCCUGGCCCAGUGGAUGUUUACGUCGCAGCCAAAUCUCUCACAUUUCGCAUUGCAGUCAGAGUCUUGUUGGGACUGAAGAUGGAGGAAAAACGCAUAGUAUACCUGUCUAAGAUCUUUGAGCAACUCAUGAACAACCUCUUCUCAUUACCAAUUGAUGCACCUAUGAGUGGCCUCCGCAAAGGAAUUAAAGCCAGGGAAAUCCUUCAUACGUGCAUGCAGAAAAUCAUAGAGGAGAAAAUGCAGAAACAACAGUCUGAGGAGUACUAUGACGCUUUCGAUUACAUGUUGAGCAGUGCCAAGGAAAACGGACAUGAACUGAGCAUGCAGGAGUUGAAGGAAACCGCGGUGGAGUUAAUAUUUGCUGCUCACUCAACUACGGCCAGUGCUUCCACUUCGCUUAUUCUUCAGCUCCUGCGGCACCCCGCUGUGGUGGAGAAAGCCCAGAUAGAGCUGGAGUCAGAGGGUCUCGGCUACGACGCACACAGCGCCCAGGGCUGCUCCGGAAAAGAAAAUGGUCUGAAUAUGGAGAAACUGAGCCAGCUCCGUUACAUUGACUGUGUCGUCAAGGAGGUGCUGCGGUUUCUCCCGCCAGUAUCUGGAGGAUACAGGACAGUGCUGCAAACAUUCGAAUUGGACGGCUACCAGAUCCCUAAAGGAUGGAGUGUGAUGUACAGCAUCCGAGACACACAUGAGACAGCUGCAGUGUUCCAGAGCCCUGAGAUCUUCGACCCAGACCGCUUCGGUUCCGAGCGUGAAGAGAGCAAGACUGGGCGCUUUAAUUACGUUCCAUUUGGUGGCGGAAUAAGGAGUUGUGUCGGAAAGGAACUUGCCCAAAUGAUAUUAAAAACCCUGGCCGUUGAAGUGAUUGGCACGUGCAAAUGGACCCUCGCCACGGAUACAUUCCCCAAGAUGCAGACGGUGCCAAUAGUCCAUCCCGUCAAUGGACUGCAUGUGCAUUUCAAUUACGAUAGCCUACUCCGAUAG
Molecule: messenger RNA, 1509 nt
Organism: Salvelinus namaycush (lake trout)
Lineage: Eukaryota; Metazoa; Chordata; Actinopteri; Salmoniformes; Salmonidae
Gene: cyp26c1
Product: cytochrome P450 26C1
Exons: 7
Coding region: 1-1509 (502 amino acids)
Biological process (GO): sterol metabolic process
Molecular function (GO): oxidoreductase activity, acting on paired donors, with incorporation or reduction of molecular oxygen; monooxygenase activity; heme binding
Source: RefSeq, a predicted model, not a curated record